Molecule: messenger RNA, 1363 nt
Organism: Camellia sinensis
Lineage: Eukaryota; Viridiplantae; Streptophyta; Magnoliopsida; Ericales; Theaceae
Product: 2-oxoglutarate (2OG) and Fe(II)-dependent oxygenase superfamily protein
Source: RefSeq, a predicted model, not a curated record
UAAACUUUCAAAAAAAAAAAAGUGCUUCUCUUUCGCCUGUCAACUUUUUUUUGUACUUGUCAAACGCCAAACAAAAGCAACGCCGCGGCCGCCGCCACCACCACCACCACCACCAACUCUAAUGUCUAUCAUGCGGUCGAGGAGUCGCUUAUCCUCCUCAUCAUCCCAGGCACCGCCUCCAUCCCCGAUCCCCACCGGCAAAGGCUCCCGCUGUGCCGCAGAUUCGAUCUUCUCCAAUUACCUCAACCGAUCUCUCAAAAUCCCCCAACUCUCCCUCCCCGACUACGUUCAUCGUUCCGUUCCCGCCCACAUCGAUCUCCACUCCCUCUUAUCCAGAGACGCUGGUUCGGUCAAUCGCCUUUUGCGAUCCGCUGCGGAUUUCGGUGUGUUUCGGAUCAGUGGGCAUGGAAUUCGGGUAGACGAAUUGCGAUCGGCGUUGGCGGAAGCCGACUUGAUUUUCCGAAUUUCCGACCAUGGAAGGAGUGGAUAUUGCCGGCAUUACGGCGGCUGUGAAGAGUUUGUGUGGCGGCGUUUCGAGAAGACGGUGACGGAACAAGCCCGAAAUGAAAUCGGAGCCGAAAAGUAUCGGAGUCUCGGCCAAAAGAUCAAGAAUGUUACAAAUAAACUUGAAGCCAUUGCAGUAGAAUUGGCUCAGGUCAUAUCAGAGACUGCAAAUAAGCAUCUGAUCCACAAGGGAAUUCAACCAAGAGAAUCAAGUCUCAGCUUAUAUAGAUACGACCAGGUUGGUUCCAUGGGCAACUUUCCACCUCUGUUUAACGAGAAAAACCAUGAAACGUAUUAUGAACAUGCUCUGAGCCUUCAUCUUCUACUGGAACAAUGUGUAUUUCAUGUCCAAUUGGAGCGCGGAUCUUUGUCAUUCAAUGCAAGCCCAGACUCAAUUGUUGUUACAGUUGGAAAACAAUUGGAGGAAUGGAGCCUUGGAGAAUUCAAACCUACAAGUGGGGAGCUGACCUUUGACCCGAAGGAUUCUAGUGCUGGAUCACCUUUCUCCAUCGAGCUCAAAUGUUCCCCUUCAAAUUUCAAUCAUGGUCUUGCCAAGAUUAGUAAGACAAUCUCGCUAGCUGAUCAAAUCUUAUUUAUUAUCGUCAUUGCACUGCUAUACAAAUUUUUAGUAUUUAUAUUUUAUUGAUUUACAAGAACAUAUGUGCAUGCGUUUGGGAUGUCGUACAUUGUGUCAGUGUGCUUCAACAUGGUGGUGCUGAAUGAGGGUUCAAGAUUCAUUGGUUAUUUAUAUUUUCUUUUUUAGAUCAUUUGUUGUACAGUAGUUGCAUUGUUGUUUGAACUUUGAAUUAGUGUGAGAUUGAAAAAUGGUUGGUUACAAAUAAAAUUAAUUGUUUGAGUU